AUGACCCACCUGCGCUCCAGUGACACUCGCUACCGUGCUGCUCUCAAGCUAGAGUUUCUGGCUGAGAACCCCUCCCCGAUGUACAUCACUGUCUACUUCCUCGUGACCCGCCUCCCUGACUCCCUUCGCUCAGCCCAUCCGAGACCACUUCCUCUCCGUCGACCCCACCGAGCUCACCCUUGCCUCGUUUGGCGCCUUCUCUCGCCUCUGCCGCUGCUGUUGACUUCCUCGGUACUGAGGAGGCCGGUGCGGCGUCCGCUCCUAGCGGGAGGCGCAAUAAGGGUGGGCGUCAGAGGGGUAAGGGUGGUGGGGGUGGCGGCGGAGGUGGCGGUGGCGGGGGUGGUGGCUGUGGAGGUGGUGGGGGCAGUGGAGGUGGUAGUGGCGGGGGAGGUGGAGGUGGCAGUGGAGGUGGCGGGGAUGGUGGAGGCACUGGUGGUGGCGGAGGGGGCUCAAGUGGCGGUCGCGGUGGAGCUAGCAGGGGUGGAGGCCAGGGAGCUGCGCCUAGGGGUGCAGCUGGUGGAGGCGGAAGUUUUGGGGAUGACCAGCAGCAACAGUCGGGUCGGCAGGAGACUCUCUCGCCGCAGCAGCUUCGUGAGUGGGUGGCCCAGCGUGGUGGCUCCAAAUGAGGAGGCCGCUACCAAUACGUCAGGCGCAUGA
This is a messenger RNA of Closterium sp. Yama58-4, 657 nucleotides long. Lineage: Eukaryota; Viridiplantae; Streptophyta; Zygnematophyceae; Desmidiales; Closteriaceae. The record is from the annotation of a GenBank genome assembly.